AUGCCUGCUUUUUCUCCUCAUAAUUCCAAUUCCUCAACCUUUCUCCUCACAGGCUUCCCUGGCCUGGAAGGGGAAUAUCCCUUGAUCUCCAUUCCCUUCUCCUUCAUUUAUGCUAUGGUGCUUUCAGGGAACUGCCUGGUGCUCCAUGUGAUCCAGACUGAGCCAAGCCUGCAUGAGCCCAUGUUCUACUUCCUGGCCAUGCUGGCCCUCACUGAUCUGUGCAUGGGGCUGUCUACAGUGCACACGGUGCUGGGGAUCCUAUGGGGGCUCAGCCAGGGCGUCAGCCUUGACGCCUGUAUAGCACAGACUUACUUUAUUCAUGGUCUGUCCCUCACAGAGUCAGGAGUACUUCUCGCCAUGGCUUUUGAUCGUUUUACAGCAAUCUGUAAUCCUCUGAGGUAUACCUCUAUUCUGACCACUGCCAGGAUCAUGAAGAUUGGGCUGGGAAUUUUAGGAAGGAGUUUUAUGUUCAUCAUUGCCCCCAUAAUCCGCCUAAAGUUUUUUCAUUACUGCCAUUCACAUGUCCUCUCUCACUCUUUCUGCCUGCAUCAACAUCUACUGAGGCUGGCCUGUUCUGAUAUCCACUUCAACAGUUUCUAUGCCUUAGCUCUGGUGAUGUUUGAUUCUAUGUUAAUUCUCACUUCCUAUAUCCUGAUCCUGCAUGCUGUCUUGUCUAUUGCAUCCCGGGAUGAGUGUCUGAAAUCCUUGCAGACCUGUGUCUCCCGCAUCUGUGCUGUCCUGGUUUUCUACAUCCCAAUCAUUGGGCUGACCAUGGUACACCGCUUUGGGAAUCACCUCUCUCCUGUGGUCCACGUCCUCAUGGGCAACAUUUAUAUCAUCUUUCCACCUCUGAUGAACCCCAUCAUCUACAGUGUGAAGACCCAACAGAUUCGUAGCAGGAUUCAGAGGUGGUUCUCCAUGAAGAGGGAGUGA
Trichechus manatus latirostris (Florida manatee) is the source of this 933-nucleotide messenger RNA. Its product is annotated as olfactory receptor 51V1-like. The record is from RefSeq and is a predicted model, not a curated record. Gene Ontology annotation, molecular function: olfactory receptor activity; G protein-coupled receptor activity. NCBI's taxonomy places the organism in Eukaryota, Metazoa, Chordata, Mammalia, Sirenia, Trichechidae. Gene Ontology annotation, cellular component: plasma membrane. Gene Ontology annotation, biological process: G protein-coupled receptor signaling pathway.